Messenger RNA from Rattus rattus (black rat), 4666 nucleotides. RefSeq names its product low density lipoprotein receptor (gene Ldlr). Bases 233 to 2845 code for a protein of 870 amino acids. Gene Ontology annotation, molecular function: protein binding; calcium ion binding. The record is from RefSeq and is a predicted model, not a curated record. Lineage: Eukaryota; Metazoa; Chordata; Mammalia; Rodentia; Muridae. The transcript has 18 exons.
GCAGACUCCUCCCCCUCUGGAAACCUCAUCCCUAGGGCUGAGAAUGACUCUGGCUCUGCGCGGGUAGUCAGUCACCAGUUGACCCAGUGCGGCGUGGGAUUGCAGCCCGCAUACCGUGGGGCUUGCGACCCAGGUUUCGCAGCCGAGACACCGUGGGACCCGUGAUCCUGUGUUUGCAGCGGGAACAUUUCGGGUCUGUGAUCCGAGUGGGGACGCGACGCAGAGGCUGAGGAUGAGCACCGCGGAUCUGAUGCUACGCUGGGCCAUCGCCCUGCUCCUGGCUGCUGCUGGAGUUGCAGCAGAAGAUUCGUGUGGCAAGAACGAGUUCCAGUGUAGAGACGGAAAAUGCAUCGUCAGCAAGUGGGUAUGUGACGGCAGCCGCGAGUGCCCGGAUGGCUCCGAUGAGUCCCCUGAGACAUGCAUGUCUAUCACCUGUCGAUCCGAUGAGCUCAGCUGUGGAGGCCGCGUCAGCCGAUGCAUUCCUGACUCCUGGAGAUGUGAUGGGCGGACCGACUGUGAAAAUGGCUCGGAUGAACUAGACUGCUCCCCCAAGACGUGCUCCCUGGACGAGUUCCGCUGCCAGGAUGGCAAGUGCAUCUCCCGGCAGUUUGUGUGUGACCAAGACUGGGAUUGCCUGGACGGCUCUGACGAGGCCCACUGUGCGGCCACCACUUGUGGUCCUGCUCACUUCCGCUGCAACUCCUCUUCGUGCAUCCCCAGCCUGUGGGCCUGCGACGGGGACCGGGACUGUGACGAUGGCUCCGAUGAGUGGCCGCAGAACUGCGGGGGCCGAGACACGGCCGCUGAGGCGGUCAGCAGCCCCUGCUCCUCCCUCGAGUUCCACUGUGGCAGUAGUGAGUGUAUCCAUCGCAGCUGGGUCUGUGACGGUGCGGCCGACUGCAAGGACAAGUCGGACGAGGAGAACUGCGCGGUGACCACCUGCCGACCUGACGAAUUCCAGUGUGCAGAUGGCUCCUGUAUUCACGGUAGCCGCCAGUGUGACCGUGAACAUGACUGCAAAGACAUGAGCGACGAGCUUGGCUGCAUCAAUGUGACACAGUGCGAUGGCCCUGACAAAUUCAAGUGCCACAGUGGGGAGUGCAUCAGGUUGGACAAGGUGUGCAACUCCGCCCGGGACUGUCGAGACUGGUCGGAUGAGCCCAUCAAGGAGUGCAAGACCAACGAGUGCUUGGACAACAAUGGUGGCUGUUCCCACAUCUGCAAGGACCUCAAGAUUGGCUAUGAGUGCCUAUGUCCCAGCGGCUUCCGGCUGGUGGACGGCCACCAGUGUGAAGACAUUGACGAGUGUCAGGAGCCAGACACCUGCAGCCAGCUCUGUGUGAACCUGGAGGGCAGCUUCAAGUGCGAGUGUCGGGCCGGCUUCCACAUGGACCCUCACACCAGGGUCUGCAAGGCUGUGGGUUCCGUAGGGUUUCUGCUCUUCACCAACCGCCAUGAGGUACGGAAGAUGACCCUGGACCGCAGCGAGUAUAUCAGCCUGAUCCCCAACCUGAAGAAUGUGGUGGCGCUGGACACUGAGGUGGCCAACAAUAGAAUUUACUGGUCGGACCUGUCCCAGAAAAAGAUCUACAGCGCCGUGAUGGACCAGGGCCCCAGCUUGUCCUAUGAUGCCAUCAUCAGUGGGGACCUGCACGCCCCUGACGGGCUGGCGGUAGACUGGAUCCAUGGCAACAUCUACUGGACGGAUUCAGUUCCGGGCACCGUUUCCGUGGCCGACACCAAGGGUGUCAGGAGGAGAACUCUGUUCCGAGAGAAAGGGUCCAGACCCAGAGCCAUCGUAGUGGACCCUGUGCAUGGCUUCAUGUACUGGACAGAUUGGGGGACACCUGCCAAGAUCAAGAAAGGGGGCUUGAAUGGUGUAGACAUCUACUCUCUGGUGACCGAGGACAUCCAGUGGCCAAAUGGCAUCACACUAGAUCUUCCCAGUGGCCGCCUCUAUUGGGUUGAUUCCAAACUCCACUCCAUCUCCAGCAUCGAUGUCAAUGGGGGUGGUCGGAAAACCAUUUUGGAGGAUGAGAAGCAGCUAGCUCACCCCUUCUCCUUGGCCAUCUAUGAGGACAAAGUGUAUUGGACAGAUGUCUUAAAUGAAGCCAUUUUCAGUGCCAAUCGCCUCACGGGUUCAGAUGUGAAUUUGGUGGCUAAAAACCUCAUGUCCCCGGAGGACAUUGUCCUGUUCCACAACGUCACCCAGCCUAGAGGGGUAAACUGGUGUGAGGCAACGGCUCUCCCCAAUGGUGGCUGCCAGUACAUGUGCCUGCCUGCCCCUCAGAUCAGUGCCCACUCACCCAAGUUCACCUGCGCUUGCCCUGAUGGUAUGCUGCUGGCCAAGGACAUGAGGAGCUGCCUCCCAGAAGUCGACACUGUACCGACCACCCAGGGGACAUCCACCGUUGGGCCUGUGGUCACCACAUCAGCUGCUGUGUCGCUGAAGCGCAAGGAGGAUCCCUCAGCUACCAGGCACAAGGAGGAUCCCUCAGCUACCAGCGCCUCUAGGCAGCCUGGGGAUACCCCAGAGCUCAGCACAGCAGAGUCGGUGACAGUGUCCUCCCAAGUCCAAGGUGACAUGGCUGGCAGAGGGGAUGCGGUGCAGCGGCACGGUGUGGGGUUCUUGUCCAUCUUCCUCCCCAUUGCACUGGUGGCCCUCCUUGUCUUCGGGGCCAUCCUCCUGUGGAGGAACUGGCGGCUGAGGAACAUUAACAGCAUAAACUUUGACAACCCAGUCUACCAGAAGACCACGGAGGACGAGAUCCACAUUUGCCGAAGCCAGGAUGGCUACACCUACCCCUCGAGACAGAUGGUCAGCCUGGAGGAUGAUGUGGCAUGAACAGCUGGGGGAAGCCAUCUCUUUCCGGGAUCCGCUGCCACCCUUAGGCAGGAAGGACACUUUCUCACACCUCCCCGCCCUGCACUGGUCCUUCCACCUCAGUGGUCUCUGUGUUGCUCAAAGCAAGAUAAGAGCAAAACUGGGCUGGGGCCAAGCCCAGCGGCCUGUCUGCCCCGGGUCCUGUUUUAUAUAUUUAUUGUCUGGGGACAGAAAAGGCUACUGGCCAUGCUCCAGAUGGGAAUUCUGCCUGGUAUUUUUUUUUUUUUUUAUUCCGAUCUUUCUUUCCUUGGAAGACAAAGAGGCUGCCCCAGCAGCUUUGGAAUUCUCCUCUUUUCAACACUAACGCCGAGGAAGAAGAGACCCACCCAGAAGGAGGGUGUUGUUCUGAAUAUGAGACAGCAGGUACUAGUGACAGGGUCCCAGGGACCUUAGCCAAUCCCUAAACUCAGGACUACCUGCAUUGACUUUCACCCCGAGAGCCUGACUCUGCCACCCCCGGCAGAAGCCAGGAAAGUGACUUGUGGCAUUUGGUACUGAUCUUGGGGUCAGCAGCUGCCAAUGACUGAUGCCUCCUCAUGCCUUUGCCAAAACGUCACCCGUUCCUGGAGGGACAAGCCUGAGCCGCCAUUCCCCCUUAAUAUUUAUGAAGUGCCUGAGACAUCUGCUUGCCUUGCUCAGGAGUCCUGGCCUGUGCCGUGUAAGUGUCCUGCUCAGGGGUGGCCAUGGAGACCUCUGCCUCGUGCCCAGCCCCUGCUGUCCAUGGGAGAUUUGCACUUCACGUCUCUCUGCGCACUUUUCCCGUUGGGCACCCACGUGGCCCGCGUCUGUACUCCUAGGUUGCACUGUUUGGUGGUGUGUUGGAUGGAACCUCCGGCCAGAGGUGGCCCCGAAUCACUCACUACAGAAGACAAUUGCCAGGCCCCAAGCACCCAUUGCCUUCUCCGGUGCUGGGCAGAUCUCAGGGCCUCGUUUGUUUGUUUGUUUGUUUGUUUGUUUACGUUAAACCUCUGCCUGGCAGUUUCUGAUUGAACUGCAGAGUUGUUCCGCUCCUCUGGUAACAGUGACUCAACGCGUCUUUCUCACAAGAGACUCUCUUUCCUGGCUUGGCUGGGCGUGGUGGGGUAUACCUGUCAGCACUGGGAGCCUAAGGCAGGUGGGUUGCCAGAAUAGGCCAGCCUGGCUGACAUAAAGGAAAGGAGGGAGGGAGGGACAUGGACAGAGACGGACGGACGACAGACAGACAGACAUGCAUGGUUUUUCAGCCCUAAUCAGCCAGCCAGGUGUGGUAGCACUUUGCUUUAAUCCACAAGAAGCAGAGGCAGACACACAACUGAGAUCCAAGCCAGCCUGGGCUACAUAGUGAGACCUCAUAUAUCUAAAAACCAAAAGAAAUCCCAUAAUCCAGGCUAUUUGGGGGAACUUGGAAGAAUACUUAGAAAUGGCUGUGGAUUUGUCACACGGGUGACCCUUGCUUGGGUACCUGGGGUGCCCACUGUCCAGCCACUAGGACACUUGUAAGGAGCUCUGUGCUAUGGCACCGGGCCCGGUCUUCACUGUAUAUUCAAGGAUAGCACACAUAUAUAUUAACUCUAUUUAUUUUGCUGACCCUGACUGCUGCACUUGUCGGUGACGUUUCUCCAGGUUAGGCUGGGGUGAUACUCUGGGAUGCUCUGCGUACAAAGAUUAUUUGAAUGAACUGAUCUCAGGCCUGUCCUGUGUGUGUUGCUUUGGGGGUGGGAACUGCUUUGAAACCCUUGUUCGGAUGUUUUUAUAGGCUGAGAAUGUCUUGCUGUGAUGGAUUAAAUUCCUUUUUGAAAACUU